AUGUUUGCGAUGGCUAGGAAAAAAUUGAGUAUUCGAAGGUAAGUUCUCUCCAUUUUUCUUCUGCUUCUUCAAAACAAAUGAGUGAUGACAAAUGAGACGUUCAUUUUUUUUUGAGUUUGAAAAAAAAGUUUGAAAUAUGAUCUGGCACCUUUUCAUUUUUUCGCAGUCUCACAAAUUUUUUCGAAAAAACUGAAGAAAGAUGUCGUCUUUGACGAGAAAACUUCGAAAAUUAUCGGCGAAAUCUUUGCGAGAAAAAUUUGAAAGACAAGCUGAAUGUGAUGAACAUGUUUUUGAUGAUUUGUGAGUUUUUGGAAUUCUUGAGAAUUUUUUAUUUGAGCUGAUUUAAUUUUUCUGAAAAAUUUAAGAAAAAAAAAUAAGAUUUCAAACAACGGAAAAAUAUACGUUUCAACUCGAAUGGAAAUAAUCAGAAGAAAAUUUGUGACAAUUUUUUUGUAGCACUGUCAUUAAUAAAAAAUGUAUUAGGAAAAACAGUUUUUUUUUAAACAAAUUCGCUCAUAACAUCAAAUUCAAAAAAUCCUCCCAUUUUUUCCAGAAGAGAAUCUCGAAAAUGGCGUGAACCUCCAGAAAAAAGUUUGCGAUUUGAAAAUGUUCGAAUACGAUCAACAAACUUCGAAGAUGAACAAGUUGAAGAAGUCAAAAAACAAUUACAAGAUGCUCUUCAACUUUGUGGAAUUGAGAAUGAGAUCGCAACGUUUCUCAAGAAAAAAUUUGAUAAUCUUUAUGGUAAGACACUCUUUUUGAAAAUUCUAGAAAAAAACAACAAAAAAAUUUCCUAUAGGUGGACAUUGGAAUUGUGUAGUUGGCCGAAAUUUUGGAAGUCACUUGGAUCCCGUCAAAUAUAUUCAUAUAACUGUUUCUAAAAUAUCAGUGAUAUUAUUCCGAUAA
Messenger RNA from Caenorhabditis angaria, 906 nucleotides. NCBI's taxonomy places the organism in Eukaryota, Metazoa, Nematoda, Chromadorea, Rhabditida, Rhabditidae. The record is from the annotation of a GenBank genome assembly.